Molecule: messenger RNA, 2131 nt
Organism: Manis javanica (Malayan pangolin)
Lineage: Eukaryota; Metazoa; Chordata; Mammalia; Pholidota; Manidae
Gene: TBX1
Product: T-box transcription factor 1
Biological process (GO): positive regulation of DNA-templated transcription; cell fate specification; regulation of transcription by RNA polymerase II
Cellular component (GO): nucleus; chromatin
Molecular function (GO): DNA-binding transcription factor activity, RNA polymerase II-specific; RNA polymerase II cis-regulatory region sequence-specific DNA binding
Source: RefSeq, a predicted model, not a curated record
GGAGCAGCGGGCACUGCCCACCCUCCGGAUGUAUAAGCGUCCUGGACAGGGGCGGGCGGUGCGCGCGCCGGUGCGCGUGACGCUCGGGCUCCCGGGCUGUGCGGCCUGGGCGGUGUCCCUCUGUUGGGGCCCCCACAACACAGAGGCCGCGGAGCGAACCGCUCGCCCGGGCCCCGAGUCCUCCGACCAGGCGAAGCUUCUGCGGCUGCUGGGGUCCCCAGCCGGGAUGCACUUCAGCACCGUCACCAGAGACAUGGAAGCCUUCGCGGCCAGCAGCCUGAGCAGCCUGGGGGCCGCGGGGGGCUUCCCGGGCGCAGCGUCGCCGGGCGCCGACCCGUACGGCCCGCGCGAGCCGCCGCCGCCGCGCUACGACCCGUGCGCCGCCGCCGCCGCCCCGGGCCCGCCGCCGCCGCCGCACGCCUACCCGUUCGCGCCGGCCGCCGGGGCCGCCACCAGCGCCGCCGCCGAGCCCGCGGGCCCCGGGGCCGGCUGCGCGGCCGCCGCCAAGGCGCCGGUGAAGAAGAACGCCAAGGUGGCCAGCGUGGGCGCGCAGCUGGAGAUGAAGGCGCUGUGGGACGAGUUCAACCAGCUGGGCACCGAGAUGAUCGUCACCAAGGCCGGCAGGCGCAUGUUCCCCACGUUCCAAGUGAAGCUCUUCGGCAUGGACCCCAUGGCGGACUACAUGCUCCUCAUGGAUUUCGUGCCGGUGGACGACAAGCGCUACCGGUACGCCUUCCACAGCUCUUCCUGGCUGGUGGCUGGGAAGGCAGACCCCGCCACGCCAGGCCGCGUCCACUACCAUCCUGACUCGCCUGCCAAGGGUGCACAGUGGAUGAAGCAAAUUGUGUCCUUUGACAAGCUCAAGCUGACCAACAACCUGCUGGAUGACAACGGCCACAUUAUUCUCAACUCCAUGCACAGAUACCAGCCUCGCUUCCAUGUUGUCUACGUUGACCCACGCAAAGAUAGUGAGAAAUACGCCGAGGAGAACUUCAAAACCUUCGUAUUUGAGGAGACGCGCUUCACUGCGGUCACUGCCUAUCAGAACCACCGGAUCACGCAGCUCAAGAUCGCCAGCAACCCUUUCGCCAAAGGCUUCCGAGACUGCGACCCCGAGGACUGGCCUCGGAACCACCGGCCCGGCGCGCUGCCGCUCAUGAGCGCCUUUGCGCGCUCGCGGAACCCCGUGGCCUCCCCCACGCAGCCCAACGGCGCGGAGAAAGACGCGGCCGACGCCCGGCGGGAAUUCGAGCGCGACGCGGGCGGGCCGGCGGUGCUCGGGGACCCGGCGCACCCGCCGCAGCUGCUGGCGCGGGUGCUGAGCCCCGCGUUGCCCGGGGCCGGCGGGGCCGGGGGCCUGGUUCCGCUGCCCGGGGCGCCCGGAGGCCGGCCCAGCCCCCCGCACCCCGAGCUGCGCCUGGAGGCGCCCGGCGCGUCGGAGCCGCUGCACCACCACCCCUACAAGUACCCGGCCGCCGCCUACGACCACUACCUCGGGGCCAAGAGCCGGCCGGCGCCCUACCCGCUGCCGGGCCUGCGCGGCCACGGCUACCACCCGCACGCGCACCCGCACCACCACCACCCCGCCGUGAGCCCGGCGGCCGCCGCCGCCGCCGCCGCCGCUGCCGCCGCCGCCGCCGCCGCCAACAUGUACUCGUCGGCCGGGGGCGCGCCGCCCGGCUCCUACGACUACUGCCCCAGAUAAUGGGGCGCCCGCCGGCCGCUCCAGCCCGGUCCCCGCACAGCCCCGAGGGCCGCCGAACACGCUCCCCCCCGGGGGCCUCCGCGGGCCUCCGCUCCCCAGCCUCGAAGCCAAGGGGUCCUCCACCCUUCAGCCCGGAGCUGCCGAGGUGCCCGGGUCCCCAGUCCCGGAGCCGCCCAGGCCCCCCGGCCCCGAGCGAGGGCCACGGGCUCCGCGCCCGCCAGUGCCAAAGCGCCCGGUCAGCGGCGGAAGGAAGUGAUAUUUAUUGUUCUCCGCGAGACCGCGUCGCCCCCUCGACCCGGCCGGCAGCUGCAGUACGGACGGCCCGAGAGCCCCGUCUGCAGGCGGUGUAGAUACGUGUAGAUAUUUGUAGAUACUGUAGAUACCGCGCCGGCGCCGACUUGAUAAACGGUUUCGCCUCUUUUGGAA